CCCUCGUACCAACCGGGCUCAUAAACGUACCACCGUCCCAUAUAUAACGGCGAAUCCCUCCAAGUCCACAUCACCCCUUCCGAGCCCCCACCGCCCCAGCCACCGAGGUCCAAAUCGAACCAACUCCAGGCGAGAGAAGAACAUGGCCAUAACGUCACUGUAAUAAUUGCAAAUCCCAAAUAACCAAAAUAAACCUCACUUAAUAAAUCGCGAGAGAUAACGAACCAAAACAAACAAACAAAAACAACUGAAAUAGAAAACAAAAGAAGGAGAUCCACCUCGAAGUCUCUUCCUCACCACCAUCUUCCCACCCAUUCACUCCCCUCUCCAAUUCCAUCAGCCUCUCUCUUCCCACAUCUGAUCUCUUCUUUUCCCUCCCCAUAGAAAAGUAUAAGAAAAGAAGGAGAAAGAGAGAAAGAAAUGGUAGAGAGAUCAAGAGUAAUAGGAGGAGGGAUGAGAGAAGAAUCGGAGGAGGAGUCGUCAAACAUCAAUACUACCAACAGCAGUAACAACUGGUUCGCCAGCUGGGAGGAUCAGCUGCCGAAGCCCGAAGAGCUGAUGCCCCUCUCGCAAACCCUCAUCACCCCCGACCUCGCCCUCGCCUUCGACCUCCCCUCCCAUCACCGACCCGCCCCUGCCGCAGCCGCCGCAGCCGCAGCCGCAGCCGCCCUCCCCGACCACGAAUCCGGAGGCGGAGCCGCCCUGGUCGGAGACGAGGGGGCGGCGGCGCGGACGCUGAAGCGGCCAAGGCUGGUGUGGACGCCGCAGCUCCACAAACGGUUCGUGGAUGCGGUGGCCCACCUGGGGAUCAAGAACGCCGUCCCCAAGACCAUCAUGCAGCUGAUGGGCGUCGAGGGCCUCACCCGGGAGAACGUCGCCAGCCACCUCCAGAAGUACCGCCUCUACCUCAAGCGCAUGCAGCAGACCUCCUCCUCCGCCGAUGGCCACGGCGGCGCCGCCCUCGCCGGAGGCGGCCACAUCUCGGCGGCCGACCACCAGCUCUUCGCCAGCGGCCCCGUCCCCCACCACUUCCUCAGCCCCCGAGGGCCGGAGCCGCCCUUCGUGCCGCUCGUCCCUGUGAACCCCCUCCACCACCCGCACCAACAGCACCAGAUCGGGCAGCAGUACUACUAUCAGAGGCAGAUGGGGCAUUUUGGGCCGGCGGCGAGCGGGGGCGUCCGUGGGGGUGGUGGUGGGUUCGAUCAUCGGUUCCUGUCGCAGGCCUCGGCACGGCCGAUGGGGAUGCAUCAGAUGGGAAUGGGGAUGGGGAUGGGUUUCCACCCGGCGGCUGCUUCGUAUGGGGAGGAAUUGGAGUCGGGGGAGAGGGGAGGUGGAAGGAGGGAGCUCACUCUUUUUCCCACAGGUGAUGAUUGAGCCUUCCUCCCAGGUAAUCUUCGCUAAUGCUAUGAGAAAGGUUGAGGUUUGGGGUAAAUAUAAAGAAUAGAAAGGAGAACGGUUCUGGCAUUAGGUUGGGGUUUCUUUUUCCAUCCUUACAUUGUUAUUGUCAUCUCUGUCGUGGUCGUCAAAACAUUCUCUGCUCAUGUUGUUAUUGUUGUUGUUGUUGUUGUUCUCAUUGUUGUCAUCGGUAUUAUCAUCGGUAGUAGUUAUAAUUAAUAUUGCCUCAAAAUUGAGUGGAAUUAGGUGUUGGAGCUCCAAAGUAGAAUAGUAUCUCUAAUUGAAUGUUGGCUAUCAUAACUGGGGAUGUUAUCAGAACUAGGAUUUUGAUCAAAACUUGUUGCUUUAUUGUUCUGGGUAGUUAAAGAAAAAUGUGGUGGUAGAAUUCUUGAGCCAGCAUAGGAUGGUGAUUGUAUCAUAUGUCUUUGAAGCGAAUGGAAGUUAGGGAAAUGCAUAAUCAGGGUUUGUUUGAUUGGUCUACACGGACUUGGGUACCCUUUGAUUCUUAGGCUUUUGAUUUGUAAAGUUAAAGAUUGUAAAAUUGAACAGUGUUAGUUUCUAUUUCCUUGUUGUUGCCCAUUGUUCUGAAUUACAUGACUUGAAAAUUCUGUUAAAACUAGUAUUUAUGAAUGUUGUCUGAAUGUUUACUGUAUAACAACCUCCUUGUCGAAAUGAAAAUGUAGCCAAAAACUAUGAGCUUACAAAUUUA
Molecule: messenger RNA, 2104 nt
Organism: Phoenix dactylifera (date palm)
Lineage: Eukaryota; Viridiplantae; Streptophyta; Magnoliopsida; Arecales; Arecaceae
Source: RefSeq, a predicted model, not a curated record